UCUCUUUACGUUACGCUCUUAAUUACUUACUACCUUUCAGUUAGCCUUUUUUAAGCUCGUACGUUAUCAUAGAUAUUUAAAGAGAUGCCACAAGUAUAGGCUAGGGUACGAUCUAGAGAAUGGGUAAGAACAAUACCAAAACCCUUAUGCAAUUUGCAGCGUUUGCAAUGGUUUUAACCGUUGCAACAAUGGUGAAAGAAGCUACAAGCAUGUCCAUUUGUAACAUGGACACAAACGAUAUGCAGAAUUGUCGUCCAGCCAUCACUGGAAACAAUCCGCCGCCUCCUGUCGACGAGUUCGUAGUGGUUCGAGUCGCUAAUCUAGAAUGCCUAUGCAGAUUCAAGUUUUAUCUCCCGAUUUUAGGAAUUGACCCAUCCAAAGUCGCCGCUCUUGUAGCCAAAUGUGGCGUUACAACAGUCCCUCGUGGUUGCCAAGUUUGAAGAACUUAGCCAAGACAGGUCUCGAUGGUGCUGUAGACGUCGAUCGCUGGAUCUUGUCUUGCAUCUGACUUCAAAUAUACAAUGGUUUCUCUUUCUUUUUUUGGUCAAGUGAAUUUACAAUGUUCUUCUUUUUAGUGUUCUGUUCCAAAUAAAUCACAAACUAAUAGUGAUUUUAGAUUCACCUUGUGUAUGUAGAAGAACCGUGUUUUAUACGUUAAUGAAAACGGUAAAGUAUUAUCAUAGUA
Messenger RNA from Camelina sativa (false flax), 685 nucleotides. RefSeq names its product putative lipid-transfer protein DIR1. Gene Ontology annotation, biological process: systemic acquired resistance. Gene Ontology annotation, molecular function: fatty acid binding. The record is from RefSeq and is a predicted model, not a curated record. Lineage: Eukaryota; Viridiplantae; Streptophyta; Magnoliopsida; Brassicales; Brassicaceae.